Messenger RNA from Aureobasidium pullulans EXF-150, 1191 nucleotides. RefSeq lists its product as uncharacterized. Bases 1 to 1191 code for a protein of 396 amino acids. The transcript is spliced from 2 exons. The record is from RefSeq and is a predicted model, not a curated record. Gene Ontology annotation, biological process: regulation of transcription by RNA polymerase II. Gene Ontology annotation, molecular function: DNA-binding transcription activator activity, RNA polymerase II-specific; zinc ion binding. NCBI's taxonomy places the organism in Eukaryota, Fungi, Ascomycota, Dothideomycetes, Dothideales, Saccotheciaceae.
AUGCCGACAGAUUCUGGAGAUAAGCCGCAACGGACAAGACGCGCGCACGCAAAAUCUCGUCGUGGAUGUCUGCAAUGCAAAAAACGGCAUCAUAAAUGCGAUGAAACACACCCUGAGUGUAAGAGCUGCUUGAGAUUCAGGGUACGGUGCAGUUUCAAAGAUGUACCAUCUGAAGCCUGUACGCCUGGUUCCCAAACUGAAACAACACCGGAUAUUGCAACGUCCACCUCGGAUCAAGGAUCAGACAACACCCUGGAUCUAGAGCUUAUGGCAAAUAUAUUCUUAGGUCCCUUACAUGACCUCUUUCGCGGUCAAGAAGAAAAAGGUCACGAAUUCAUCAAAGAACAUACCGCUCUGCUGUUCUCGAAGCGGUAUCUACUGCAUCAAGUUCUGGCCAUGUCAGGUCUACACUUAUUCUCCCAGGACAGAUCAAGACUUGAUGUCUAUCUACGAUCAUCCUACCACCAAAAAGAAGCAUUGAAUCUCGCUCAACCGCAUAUCGGAUCUGCGGCCGAGGACCACAGUCUUGCAAUGUUCUUGUUCGCUGGCUACACUGCCUCAUGUGCUUCGGCUGAAAUGGUGUUCAGCCAGAAUCACGAAGACGACAAUCCUAUUGAUAUAACGGUUCAUGCUUGGGGACUUUCUCGAGGUAUUGUCAUUGUCUCAACUUUGAACUGGUCUUAUAUACAAUCAUCUUGGGCUUGGCCGAUUAUUCAACAACAGAUCGAUGUAGACUCAGCUUUUGAAUCUCGCCCAAAGGACAUCCCGGCCUAUUCAAUGGUGAGAGCGCUGACUUUUGGAGUCCAACCGGCAGAAGAUAGGCAGAUCUGUCUGAAUGCCAUCGAGCACACUUUCCGAGCGAUUUCGCUGCUGCAGCAAUGUACCGAUCAACAACUUUGGAUCAAACUGGCUUCUUCUUGGCCGAUUGAGAUUGAUGCAAGACUUGAUGGUCUUGUUACUGAGCGCCAUCCUGUUGCACUGGUCAUCAUGGCAUAUUAUGCUUGCAUGCUGAAUCUCGUUUCAGAACUGUGGUGGGUAGGCGCUUGGCCGCAGACGCUGCUUCGGCAUAUAGUCGAUGCGCUGGGUGACGAAUGGACAGAAUUUCUUCAGUGGCCGAUGGAGAUCUUGACGCAUACACAAGCACACACACCGGUGGGGUCUCAUCCUGCGCAGUCUACGCCAAGCGGUUAA